Messenger RNA from Meloidogyne enterolobii, 2508 nucleotides. Lineage: Eukaryota; Metazoa; Nematoda; Chromadorea; Rhabditida; Meloidogynidae. The record is from the annotation of a GenBank genome assembly.
GCUUUGUUAAAUUAAAAAAAGUUGAAUAUGGUUAAUAUUUCAGAGGAGCCUAGGGAACAAAAUGAUCGGCGGACCUUUGGGUCCUUUGGCUCGAGAGCCGCAACUGGGGCAAACACCGCCCCUUUGAAUCCUGCAGGUCCAAGAGGCCGAGGACGUGGACGUGGAACAACUCAUUCCUCAUUUGGAGGUCAAGCACAAACUGAUGAUAACAAAGAGGAUUCUAAUACAAAGUCUGAACGUGUUUCGCCUACAGAGCCGGAGACAAUUGGACCAAGACGCGGAUCAUUUGGGAGAGGAAAUGGCAGAGGAGGAUUCACUUCCCGCCAAGCGGAGGGAGCUGAUGGCACCGAUUUUGGUGAUCGUCCUGCGAAUAGUGACUCUAAUGAAAAUAAUAAUCCCCGUGGAAGAGGAGGUUUUGGUGGACGUGGAAGAGGAGCCUUUGCGACUUCUAAGUCAAACGAAGACAACAACUCUACGGAUGCUGGGGGAGAAGGGGGACGUGGAAGAGGUUCAGGAUUCCGAGGCCGUGGUGCUGGAGGACCUCGUUUUGGUGAAAAUGGUUCGUCUUUUGGAGGUGGGGCUGGAAAUAAUGCAGAUAGCACUAAUAAUGAUGGAGACAAGCCUCGCGGUUUUGGUGGACGUGGGCGCACAUUUGGGGAUGGUGGAGGUUCACGUGCAUUUGGCGAUGGUGGAGGAUCACGCACGUUUGGCGAGGGUGGAGGUGCACGCACAUUUGGUGAUGGUGGAGGCGCACGUGGAUCAUUUGCAGGUGGAGGGCGCCGCUUUGAGGACAAUGGUGGACAAACAACUUUUCGACCUUAUGCUUCUGAAGAAGAACGUGCUCGCGAUACUCCUCAUGUCCCAGUUGACCGCACAAUUGAAGAUAUUCGUGCUGAGGAUAUUAAGGCUGCUGAACAGUAUAAAAAUAUUUGUGAAGAGGAUGAAGAAUGCGUUGUUACUGGGCUUGAAUCUGCAACUCAAGUUCUCGAUGAUUGGGGUGAAGCCAACUUUGAACCAAAACUGAAAGAAAAUAUUGAAAAGGCUCAAUACAUUCGUUUGCGAAAAAUUCAAUCUCUUGCCAUUCCUUUGAUUAUGGAUGGACACGAUGUCAAAGGCCAUGCUGAAUCUGGAAGUGGAAAGAGCGCAGCAUUUUUGUUGCCCAUUAUCAAUAAAAUUAUGGUGUUAAAGAAGAAGGAGGAAUUUAAGUCGAAACGAGUUUGCCCGUAUGCGCUUAUAAUUGAACCAACACGUGAAUUGGCUAUUCAACUAUACGAUCAAGCAAGAAAAUUGGCUGAUGAUACUGGUGUUUCUGUUGCUAAAGCUUAUGGAAUGUUCAAGCAUAAAGAAAAUUUGAAGCAUAUUUCAACUAGUGGUUGUGAUAUUCUUGUCGGGACUCCUGGCCGUCUUACCGACUUUUUUAUGAAUGAAUUUCUUGACUUUGAAUUAAUGAAAAUUUUGGUUUUGGAUGAGGCUGACCAAUUACUUGAGGACAGUUUUGCACGUGAUCUGCGUCGUUUAACUAAAGUGAACGGAUGGCCGAAGAAUGAGGACCGCCAAACUCUGCUUUUUAGUGCCACUUUUCCACCGGAAGUUCAAGUGUGGGCGAGUGAGUGGCUCAAAAAGGAAAAUGUGAUGGUUUCAAAUCGUAAAUUGGUUGAUGCUAAUCCGCGUAUUAUUCAAAAGUUUAUGAAAGUUUUGCGUGGUGAAAAGAACAAUGAACUUUUGAAAUUGCUCAAACAAGAGGAGGAAGAUGCCAAAAAAGAAAAUCCUGACAAUCCGAACAAAAAACGAACUAUGGUUUUUGUAAAAAUGAAACGCACGGCUGACGUUGUCUCGACAUUCCUUAAUGUUAAUGGUCUCAAAUCAACUACUAUCAAUGGAGAUCGGCCACAAAAGUUGCGAGAACAAUCAUUGAAUGAAUUUAGGGAUGGAAAACACAAUAUUGUUGUAACAACUGAUGUUUGCUCAAGAGGAAUUGACAUUAAAGGCCUUGACCAUGUUAUCAACCUUGACUUGCCAACAGAAUAUGUAAUCUAUGUCCAUCGCAUCGGUCGUACGGGACGUUUAAAAGAAGGCAUUUCUACUUCAUUCUUUGACCCACUUGAUGACAUGGAUUUGGCUAAGGAGCUUGUGCAGGGUGUUCAAACUGUUGGCCAAGAACCUCCGGAAUGGCUCGUUCAAGCAUCUGAGGGAAAAUUGCCUCCAGAAGAGACUACCCCGAGUUGGAACAGUGGGGUACCGUUUGGUGGUUCUUCUUUUGGAGGUGGAAAUCAAACGGGAGGUUUUGGUGAUGGUGAAGGCGGUGAUAGUUUUGCUGCUAAUAAUAAUAAUGAGGCCGAAGAAAAGAAGGAUGAAAAGGAGAAUAAUGAUCUUCCAGAGAAGAAAGAUGAGAAUGAAGAGAAAAAUGACAAGAAGGAUGAAGAAGAGAAACCUGCCGCGACUGAAAAGCUUGAUGAAGAGACGCUUCCUCCAGUGCCGGAAGGUGAUCCAGAAAAUGAUGACUGGUAA